UCGCUGCUGCGGAGCCGGAGGCGCUGGACUAGGGGACUGAGCGGGGACUGGGACAGGGGCUGCACUGGCGGUGGCGGCGGCAGAGAGCCGGGAUUUGGCCUGAAGUUUGGUUAACACCUACCCAUCCUUAGAGCUGCUGCAUCCAAGUGUUGUAUUGCAGAAAGCGACUCCCGGAACAUCUCGCCUGUAUGAACUCUUGAGCUGGCAAGGGAUCUGAGAGGCUUAUGAGGAGGUUCUGUCAGGCAAAAACAGUGCCUAGCAAAGAUACCGAGGAGGAGGGAAAAGGAGAAGGGGGAGGGGGAGCGGAGCUGAGACUCUAGCAAACCAUGAGAUCUAUCCGAUCUUUUGCUAAUGAUGACCGCCAUGUUAUGGUGAAACAUUCAACCAUUUAUCCAUCUCCAGAGGAACUUGAAGCUGUCCAGAACAUGGUAUCAACAGUCGAAUGUGCCCUUAAACAUGUCUCCGAUUGGAUGGAUGAAAUGAACAAGUCUGUGAAAAUCGAGGGAGACGGGGAAGCAAAAGAGGAAGCUGCAGAAAGUAAUGCCAAGGAUCAAGGUGGUCGGACCUUAUGUGGUGUGAUGAGAAUUGGUUUGGUUGCAAAGGGCUUGCUGAUAAAGGAUGACAUGGAUUUGGAGCUGGUUCUCAUGUGCAAAGAAAAACCCACGAAGACCUUGUUAUAUACAGUCAAAGACAAUCUCCCAAUCCAAAUUCAGAAGCUUACAGAAGAGAAGUACCACGUGGAGCAAUGUGUGAAUGAGGCAGCUAUUAUUAUUCAUAACACAAAGGAGCCCACCCUAACACUGAAGGUGAUACUUACAUCUCCUCUCAUUCGUGAGGAAACGGAGAAGGACGGAGUAGAUAAUGUUGCGAUGAAAGAUCCUCCGGACUUAUUGGACAGGCAGAAAUGCCUGGAGGCCUUGGCCUCUCUGCGGCACGCCAAAUGGUUUCAGGCCAGGGCAAAUGGACUAAAAUCAUGUGUAAUUGUUCUACGUAUUCUGCGUGAUUUGUGCAACAGAGUCCCCACAUGGGCACCGCUAAAAGGAUGGCCACUAGAGCUUAUAUGUGAAAAAUCUAUAGGUACUUGUAAUAGACCCUUGGGUGCUGGAGAGGCUUUAAGACGAGUGAUGGAGUGUUUGGCGUCUGGAAUUCUGCUUCCUGGGGGCCCUGGCCUGCAUGAUCCCUGUGAGCGGGAGCCAACAGAUGCUUUGUCCUAUAUGACAGUGCAGCAAAAAGAAGCCAUUACACACAGUGCUCAGCAUGCGCUCAGGCUAUCAGCCUUUGGUCAGAUCUAUAAGGUGCUCGAAAUGGAUCCUCUCCCAUCAAAUAAAUCCUUUCAAAAAUAUUCCUGGUCGGUUACUGACAAAGAAGGUGCAGGCUCCUCUGCUCUGAAACGGCCAUUUGAAGAUGGAUUAGGGGAUGAUAAAGAUCCAAAUAAAAAGAUGAAGCGCAACUUGAGGAAAAUCUUAGACAGUAAAGCAAUCGAUCUCAUGAAUGCUCUGAUGAGACUGAACCAAAUCAGGCCAGGGCUUCAGUAUAAGCUUCUGUCACAGUCGGGUCCAGUCCAUGCCCCAGUCUUCACAAUGUCUGUAGAUGUUGAUGGUACGACCUAUGAAGCAUCAGGACCUUCUAAGAAAACGGCCAAGCUCCAUGUGGCUGUGAAGGUAUUACAAGCAAUGGGCUACCCAACUGGCUUUGAUGCAGACAUUGAGUGCAUGAGCUCUGAUGAAAAAUCAGAUACCGAAGGCAAAAACGAGACUGUCUCUUCAAACUCAAGCAAUAAUACUGGAAGUUCUGCAAUUGACACCUCCUCUACCUUAGAGGUGAGAACUCAGGGCCCUAUCCUCACAGCAAGUGGCAAAAACCCAGUGAUGGAGCUAAAUGAAAAAAGAAGAGGUCUUAAGUAUGAGCUCAUCUCUGAGACAGGUGGGAGCCAUGAUAAGCGCUUUGUAAUGGAGGUAGAAGUAGAUGGGCAGAAGUUCAGAGGCGCAGGUCCAAAUAAGAAGGUGGCAAAAGCGAGCGCUGCUUUAGCAGCACUUGAGAAGCUGUUUUCUGGGCCUAAUGCAGCCAACAAUAAGAAAAAGAAGAUUCUCCCUCAGACUAAAGGAGUUGUAAAUACAGCUGUGUCUGCAGCAGUCCAGGCUGCUCGAGGCAGAGGACGAGGCGCUUUAGCACGAGGGGCAUUUGUUGGGGCAGCCGCUGCUACUGGAUACAUAGCACCAGGCUAUGGGGCACCUUAUGGGUACAGCCCAGCUGCGCCAGCCUACGGUGGUUUUUUCAUUGACAGUCCCUAUUGCCAGCCUCUCAGCAUCGCACCUCUUAUUGUUCACUUGGGCCCUCAAGAUUUCUUCUCUGACUUCUAGAACCAUCAGGUUGUGUGGCUCGAAAUGGCUAUUUAUAGAUGUCUUAAAAACAAGAACAAACAUGACUCGUUUUGAGGGGGUCUCAGCUUCAAAUAUGGACUCUGAGCUUUUCCUUUUUGAAAAGAUUUUUUCCCUGAACUCAGAUCCUUUUUAAUAAAAGCAAUACUUAUUCCAAGCCACAGUCCUUCCUUGGGAUACGUAGCAAUAGAUGUGCAUACAUGUCUCUUGGUUAUUUCUUCACGCAGAAAGAAGAGACCAAUGUAUAAAACUUGGACUUAAUUAAAAAUUGGUUGGGCUCCCAAUUUAAUCAGUUAACUCCGUUUAGCUUUCACCACUUAAAUCAGAAUUUUAACUGAACAAUUGUGCUCAAGUCUUUAGUAUCCAAGUUCAACUGGAAACUGUCACCAAGGCUUACAGUGGCUAUUCUUGAAUCCAGAGCUGCUACAUGAAAGGCAGCAAACAUUCCACCUUUUCUCCCAAGUAUAACUGAACUAAUGUGUCUCAACCAUGCCUCACAAUCAUAUGGUGAAAUGGUGGAAGGAUUAGGUCACUUCACUUCUGAAAUGGAUCUUCCCCCCC
Messenger RNA from Chelonoidis abingdonii (Abingdon island giant tortoise), 2939 nucleotides. Lineage: Eukaryota; Metazoa; Chordata; Testudines; Testudinidae. The record is from RefSeq and is a predicted model, not a curated record.